Molecule: messenger RNA, 6801 nt
Organism: Nerophis lumbriciformis (worm pipefish)
Lineage: Eukaryota; Metazoa; Chordata; Actinopteri; Syngnathiformes; Syngnathidae
Product: neurexin-2-like
Source: RefSeq, a predicted model, not a curated record
UGUGUUCACUAUAAUGUGUUGGAUACAUGUUCAUGUGUAUUUAAUGUCAUUCAUGAAAAAAAUGUGGGGGAAAUACAAUGUUGUUUUUUCAGUCUAAACAACCAAAUAUUUCAUGACACCCUUGCAGUACCUCCCCAGACUACCUGUUGACGACCUCUGCUCUAACUCCUCACCUGUUUCCAUUCAAGUUUUUCAUCAUCCACCAGAACUCUCAUCAGCUCAGGAAUAGCCAAAGCCGGGCAGUUUGCUGAAAUCCGUGCGAACAACCUCCCUGCAGCCAAACUUGGAGACCUUGAAACGGCGGAUGAUGUCUUGCAGGGUAGCAGAAACCACAAAGUAUUCCUGCUUCAGACGCAGCUCCUUGCCCUCAAAAAACUGAAAAAGGAGAUCGCAAGAGACACCGGCUGACCGCGCCCUCAACCCGGCCGAGCUACCUCGCCAACUAUUAGCAUCAAGUGUCAGGGAAGAGGCGGCCCCCCCGAUGCCGAUGCUGAUGAUGAGGAUGAGGAUGGGGAGGAGGAUGCUGCGGAGGAGAGGAAGCAUCUUUGUCUGCACGGAGAAGCUCGGGGCUUCCCUCGCUCUCGCCUUCCUCCACGCAUAGAGCAGAUAAGAAAAUAACCUUAUACCACUCUGAAGAGAUAUUUUUUUUUUUGGUAAUGUCUGCCGCUUUUGUCUCAUCUUGAUACAGGAUUUUUAUUUAUUUUUGUCCCUCCUCUUUUGUGCUCUUUCUGACCGGCCGGAAUACAACAACAACAAAAAGCCCUGCGCUGCUGUGUCGGCUCGCUGGAUGACGCUCAGGAUGCUGUGCGUCUGAGAAGCCAAGUUGACACAUGGAGAAUUGACUGGAUCCUUGCUGGAUGGAGGCCAAGACACUGGAUGGCGAAGACGAGGAAUCACACAGUCCUGUGGAUCGCUUGUGAUGUUUGUUCUCUUUCUGUCUCGUGUGGAACGAUGGCACAAAGAAUCCGGAUGGACAGUCAAGGCUGAAGAAACAUUUGUGAAGAGAAUUUUGUGAGAUUGCAUUGCUCCAGUGGACACUAAGCUACAAUUCCUUUGUGUUAUUGUGUUGGAUUUGCAAGCAGACCACCAUGGCCAGAUGCCGUAACAAAGCCUCCUGGUUAUUCUUCUUAGUUCAUCUGGUGCUGACAGGAAUAGCAUUAGAGUAUGAAGGCGUUCCCGGUCAGUGGACUCGCUAUGGACAAUGGGACGCGAAGACAACAGGAGAACUCAGCUUCAUCCUGAAGACCAACAUCAGCAAAGCAUUGGUGCUGUACUUGGACGACGGCGGCGACUGCGACUUUCUGGAGCUGCUCGUAUCGGGCGGAAGACUACAUUUGCGCUUCGCCAUCCACUGCGCCGAGCCGGCCUCCCUGCACACGGAGACGCGCGUUGACGACCUGCGCUGGCACCGGGUUCUCCUCUCGCGGAAUUACCGAGAGUCCAGGCUCACGGUGGACAACGAAGAGAAGGCGGCGGAGGUCAAGUCCAAGAGGAAAGAGAUGGCGGUGGUCAGUGACCUCUACGUGGGCGGGAUCUCGCCUGACGUGCGCCUCUCCGCCUUGACGUCCAGCAACGUCAAGUACGAGCCGCCCUUUCAGGGCUUCGUCGCUAAUCUGAAAGUAGGGGAGGCUCUGCCCGUGCUCUUGGACGGCCAAGCUGUCCACAGCGACUUGGACUACAUCUGUGCCGCGCACCCGCCCUGCAGCAACGGAGGCUUGUGCUCCGUCAGCCAGGGAGAGGUCCUCUGUGACUGCAUCAACACCAGCUAUGUGGGGAGCUACUGCCACGAAGCAGGUGUCCAGAAAGAAGUAGAAGGGCAAGGAGAGUCCAUGGCCACCUUUAAAGGCAACGAGUACUUCAGCUACAACCUGUCCCAGACGCCCAUUCAGAGCAGCUUGGAUGAGAUCACCUUGUCUUUCCGCACACUGCAAAGAAACGGCCUGCUGCUUCAUACAGGAAAGUCCGGUGAUUAUGUCAACCUGUCCCUGAGGGACGGAGCUCUUUGGCUGGUCAUCAACCUGGGCUCCGGCGCCUUCGAGGCCCUGGUGGAACCGGCCAGCGGAAAGUUUAACGACGAGGUCUGGCAUGACGUUCGGGUGACACGCAACCUCAGACAGGUGACUAUCUUGGUGGACGGGAUACUGACCACCACAGGCUACACCCAAGAGGACUACACCAUGCUGGGCUCUGACGACCUCUUCUACAUCGGAGGCAGCUUGAACACAGCAGACCUGCCAGGCUCGCCAGUCAGCAACAACUUCAUGGGCUGCCUCAAAGAUGUGGUCUACAAGAAUAAUGAAUUCCGACUGGAGCUGUCACGGCUGGCUGAGCACCGGGACCCAAAAAUAAGUAUCCAUGGCGACUUGACGUUCAGCUGCGAGAGCGUGGAGGCCCUGGAGCCGGUCACCUUUGACACACCGUCUGCCUACCUGACACUGCCCAGGUGGAACACAAAGAAGACAGGCACCAUAUCGCUAGACGUCCGCACCACGGAGCCCAGCGGCCUGCUGCUGUUCAGCCAUGGCAGCCUGCUGGGGGCGCAGCCCGAGAGCACGCCCAGGGCCGACUUCUUCGCCAUGGAGCUGAUGGAUGGUUUUCUCUACCUGGUCAUGGAUAUGGGCUCUGGCAGCAUCAAGAUGAAAGCCAGCGACAAGAGGCUGGAUGAUGGCGAGUGGAGCCACGUGAACUUCCAGAGGAAAGGGCGCAAUGGCUUUGUUUCGGUGAACGGCAAGAGCAUCCCGUUUGCUGCGAACGAAGGCAGCGAGAUCCUCGACCUGGACGGCGACAUGUAUCUCGGUGGUCUACCCGACGACCGCCAAGGCCUCAUGCUCCCUCCAGAGGUUUGGACCGCCGCCCUGGGCCUCGGUUACGUGGGCUGCGUGCGGGAUCUCUUUAUUGACGGCCAGAGCCGCAACCUGUGGAGGCUGGCCGAGAUUCAGGGCGCCACAGGGGUCAGCAGCCUGUGCACCAGAGAGACCCACGUUAGGUGUGGCCGAGACACGUGUGCCAACGGCGGCCACUGCAGAGAGGGCUGGAACCGCCAUGUUUGUGACUGUAAUGGUACCGGCUACCUGGGGCCCGACUGUGAGAAAGACGCCACUGUGGUGAGCUACGACGGCAGCAUGUACCUGAAGGUGAUGCUGCCCAGGACGCUGCACACGGAGGCCGAGGACGUGUCCCUGCGUUUCAUGUCCCAGAGGGCCUUUGGGCUGCUGGUGGCCACCACGUCACAGCAGUCAGCAGACACCCUGCGCGUGGAGCUGGACGCGGGCCGACUCAAGCUGACGGUCAACUUGGAUUGUAUCAGGAUAGACUGUAACCUCAGCAAAGGACCCGAGGUACUCCUGCUGGGCGACAAGCUGAAUGACAAUGAGUGGCACUCUGUGAAGGUGGUGCGGCGGGGGAAGCAUUUACAGCUCUCUGUGGACAAUGUCACAGCAGAAGGCUUCAUGAGUGGCGCUCACACCCGCUUGGAGUUCAACAACAUCGAGACGGGGAUCAUGACAGAGCGCCGCUUCACCUCGGUCAUCCCCUCCAACUUUAUCGGCCACCUGCAGGCCCUCUCUUUCAACGGGAUGCUCUACCUGGACCAGUGCAAGAACGGAGACAUCUCCUACUGCGAGCUGAACGCGCGAUUCGGCAUGAGGCACAUCGUAGCCAAUCCUGUGACGUUCGUGACUCAGGCUAGCUAUCUGGCCUUCUCCACUUUGCAGGCCUAUGCCUCCAUGCACCUUUUCUUUCAGUUCAAGACCACCAGUCCCGAUGGCCUCAUACUGUACAACUCCGGAGAUGGAAGUGACUUCAUUGUGGUGGAGCUGGUCAAAGGGUUCAUACAUUAUGUCUUUGACUUGGGGAAUGGACCGUCGCUGAUGAAGGGAAACUCCGACAAGCCUCUCAAUGACAACCACUGGCACAACGUGGUCAUCUCCCGUGACAACAGCAAUGUGCACACGCUAAAGAUCGAUGUACGCACCGUCACGCAACACACCAAUGGAGCCCGCAACCUUGAUUUAAAAGGAGAGCUGUACAUUGGAGGUGUGGGGAAAAGCAUGUACGCCAGCUUGCCUCGACUGAUAGCAUCCCGGGAAGGUUACAAGGGUUGCCUGGCAUCAGUGGACUUGAACGGGAGACUCCCUGACCUGCUGGCAGACGCCCUUCAGAAGGUGGGCGAGGUGGAUCGCGGCUGUGGAGGUCCCAGCACCACCUGCACCGAGGACUCCUGCCACCAUCAGGGAGUGUGUCUGCAGCUGUGGGAGGGCUUCUCCUGUGACUGCACCAUGACGACCUACGGGGGGCCGUUCUGCAGUGACCCGGGAACCACGUACAUCUUUGGGAAAGGAGGCGCUCUCAUCACGUUCACCUGGGCCCCUAACGAGCGGCCUAGCACCCGAGCCGACCGACUGGCCAUGGGCUUCAGCAGCCUGCAGAAAGACGCCAUCUUGGUGCGGGUGGAGAGCACCCACGGGCUCGGAGACUAUCUUCAGCUGCACAUAGAUGAAGGCAAAAUCGGAGUCAUCUUCAACGUGGGCACAGAUGACAUUACCAUUGACGAGCCAGCUGUCAUGGUGAAUGACGGCAAGUACCAUGUUGUACGCUUCACACGCAGCGGGGGCAAUGCCACUCUCCAGGUGGACAACCAUCCGGUCAUUGAGCGCUACCCUCCAGGACACUUUGAUAAUGAACGACUGGCUAUUGCUAGGCAAAGAAUCCCGUACCGACUCGGUCGGGUAGUUGACGAGUGGCUACUCGAUAAAGGGAGACAGCUGACCAUCUUUAACAGCCAAGCCGCCAUUAAAAUCGGCGGCCAGGACAAGGGUCGGCCCUUCCAGGGUCAGAUCUCUGGCCUGUACUACAACGGGCUGCAGGUGCUCAAACUGGCGGCGGAGAACGACCCCAGCGUGCAGGUUGAUGGCAACCUGCGUCUGGUGGGCGACGCUUUGUCCGUGCUGACCACCGACACCACCUCCGCCACCCCCUUGGCAGUGUCCGACAUGUCCACCACCAUCAUGGAGACCACCACUACGAUGGCAACCACCACCACCCGUAGACAGCGGUCACCCAGCUUGAGGGAAAGCAUCUCUAAGCCACAGAACUCAGAUGAUAUCCUGGUAGCAUCAGCCGAGUGCCCGAGUGACGAUGAAGACCUGGAAGAAUGUGAACCAGGAACAGGAGGUGAAUUAGUGUUGCCUAUUAUAACAGUGGAUUCCCUUGAGCCCCCAUCCAUCGCCACCCGUUACCCCGUCAUCCCUCCUCCCCCUACCCUCUUAUCCCCCUUCGAAACCACCAAAGAGUCCGUGAUACUCCCCCCGCACCCUUCCUGCCCCCCGGACCAGGAGGACUGUGGCGAGCCCGUGGAGGUCUCGGCCUUUGGCUCUGGGGAGAUGACGGAAUCAGAUGAUGAGGACUUUUACAAUAAUAACAACUCCCCUUUGGUCACUGACAGGACAGUCCUUCCGCCACCCCCCGCCGCAGGCGAGGGCGGUGUGCAGAAACCCCGCCCCUUACCCCCUUAUGUUCCCACCACAAACCCUGACCAGCUCCACAUCCCCGCAGGCAAAAUGAACACCCGUGACCAGGUGCUUCUGCCCCCUGCUCCCCCGUCCUCCCGAAACACACCGGGACUAACCUACCCCCCCAAUUUUCCCCAUGUGCCCACAGCCGACCCCACAGCCUCCGACGAAAAGAGCCAACCGGGCGCCGUGGAGGUGAUCAGGGAGUCGAGUAGCACCACGGGGAUGGUGGUUGGUAUCGUGGCUGCUGCUGCUCUCUGCAUUCUAAUCCUCCUCUAUGCCAUGUACAAGUACCGCAACCGGGACGAGGGCUCCUACCCGACAGACCAGGGCCACAAUUUUGCCAACAAUUUUGCGGUGGAAGGCAACGGCGCGGUGGUCAAAGACAAAAGCACAGCGACGGCCUCCGUGGCCAAGGCAAUCACAAAGGGCAAAAAGAACAAAGACAAGGAAUAUUACGUAUGAAUAGGCGGGCGAGGAUCAGAGGGUACUCCACUUUCAACUCACCUGUACUUUCUUUUUUUUUUUUUAUUACACCGGUAGACCAUCAGAGACAUUUCACAGGUUACCGACGGCAACCGUGCAAUGCAGGCUGCAGUUAGCGCUAACAUCUCCCUCCCAGCUCCAAUAAUGCGCUCACCCGGCAUCUCGUUCUUGUUAGUGCAUCAUUGUUCCGUGUUAACAAGUGAGAGAGAUGCUUACUGUACAUACAGUAACACGGCUAUGACGCGGUGGAAGGAAGCAAGGUAAAUGUUUCCCUCCGUCUUUUGUUAUCUGUUUUACGUCUCAAUGUCCCACAUUAUGACACAGUGGAUCUAGAAAGUGAACACUGUUAAGAGUCCAGCUGGUUGCAUAAUAUUACAAUGGUAAACCUUGGUUUGUAAAGUUAGAAGGCGAGGGCAAUUCUUGUGCACUACCACUUCAAACAGGGGUGUCCAAAUUUUUUGACUUGGUGGGCCGCAUUGGGCUAAGCAAAUUUGGCCGGGGGCCGAAAGCAGACUGCAUAUCAUACCAUACAUAUACAGUCUAUAGAUGUAUAUGUGUGCCUAUAAAUACAUAUUCUGUUAAAAUAUUAUAUACAUACAUAUAUAAUAUUAUUGAUUUAUAUGGCUAAAUUGGCCUUAGUGUGUGAAUGUGAGUGUGAAUGUUGUCUGUCUAUCUGUGUUGGCCCUGUGAUGAGGUGGCGACUUGUCCAGGGUGUACCCCGCCUUCCGCCCGAAUGCAGCUGAGAUAGGCUCCAGCACCCCCCCUCCGCGACCCCAAAAGGGACAAGCGGUAGAAUAUGGAUGGA